AAAGUGCAGGGUAAUAAAUAUCGCCAUUAGGGAUACUUGAACCAUGAAACGACCACCACCAGCGCCACCGCUUCAGUGUCCUCGCAAUGGCCAGCUCGUCGGUACGUCUGUUUUCCUCAGGCACUUUCGGCUCCGUGUGCCGUCAGGUCGCGGUAAGAUGCCAGAGUACAGCGGCGGCGGCGGCACCCGAACCAACUCCAGAGAAGAGAAUCAAGAAGUUUGCCGUGUACCGCUGGGACCCUGAGAAGGCCGGGGACAAGCCACACAUGCAGACCUAUGAGGUGGACCUGAAUGCGUGUGGCCCCAUGGUGCUGGACGCCCUACUCAAGAUCAAGAACGAGAUCGACCCUUCCCUCACCUUCCGCCGGUCCUGCAGGGAGGGCAUCUGUGGCUCCUGCAGUAUGAACAUUGGUGGCGUCAAUACUCUGGCUUGUAUCAGUAAGAUCGACUCCAACCUGAGCAAGGCCACCAAGAUCUACCCUCUGCCUCACAUGUACGUCAUCAAGGACUUGGUGCCGGACAUGAACAACUUCUAUGAGCAGUACCGAUCUAUCCAACCCUGGCUGCAGCGCGAGGAUGGCCUGCACCCCGGCGACCAGCAGUACCUCCAGUCUGUUGAUGACCGGAAGAAGCUGGAUGGUCUCUAUGAGUGUAUCCUGUGCGCCUGCUGCUCCACCUCCUGCCCUUCCUACUGGUGGAAUGGGGACAAGUACCUGGGGCCAGCCGUCUUAAUGCAAGCCUACCGCUGGAUCAUUGACUCCCGGGAUGAGCAUUCGGAGGAGAGGCUGAAGAGGCUGCGUGACCCCUUCUCUGUAUAUCGCUGCCACACCAUCAUGAACUGCACCAAGACUUGUCCUAAGGGGCUGAACCCAGGCCGGGCCAUUGCUGAGAUCAAGAAGCUGCUGUCUGGUAUUGCCAAGAAGGGGGAGCCAGGUCUGAAUGCAAUGGGUGCCAGCAACUAGCAUCCAUCAAGAGCAAUGCAAGCCAAGGUGUCCCGCUGAUAUUGGGUCAGUUAGUCAGUGUCUCAGUCUGUCUCUGUGGGUUUAUAAGUGUGUGAACUCAGCCAUUCCUAAAGUUUAUGAAGUGUUUAAGGCACCAAGGGCUGAACACAAGCUUGGUAGUAUUUGGUGCCUUUAAAGAGUUGAUAAACUAAGGAUUUGCUGUGUUUGUUCAGUUAUAAACACAUUUUCUCCGACUGUAGAACUCUCCCACUGUAGAUAGAUCAGUAAUUGGGCAAGUAUUCCUCUCCCUUGGUAGAUAUUGUAUUUCCCAAAGCACCUUCCGUCUGUAUUUGUCAAAACCCGGUUACUAUUCUUACUUGGAUUUGGAUUUCAAGGUUCAGUCAUCAGUUUAUCAUAACUUAUCGCGAGUGGAGCAAAUAUUUGUCCCUCAGUAGAUAUUCAACCUUGCAAAGCACCUUUUCGUCAAAACCCAGCUGCUAUUCUUACUUGGAUGUCAAUGACGAGGCUCACACAUCGUAAUUAAUCAAUUAUUGACAUACUGAUCACCUUUACAAAUCCAGGUGUUGCUAUUGCUUUGACUGGCUGAGGGCAUGAAGGGUUACUGUACUGCAGGUGUGUAGCACAGGUAGUAGUGCUUUCAUUACCUCUGUGAACACUGAAUGCAGGUGUUAUUGGUUCAAGUGAUACAGGUGAUGAGUCUGUAAUAAAUUUUAUGACUACAGGUGUGAAAUAUUUACCAGUUUUAAGUUGUAAGAAUUCAAAAGUUAAUUUAUUAUAAUUGCACUGAUACAGGUAAUAUCUUAUCAAUUACAUUUACAAGAACAGAUGUAAAGAAUUUGGUAAGUUUAACAUUUAAGAAUUAAAAGGUUAAUUCAUUAUAAUUCCACUGGUACAGGUAACAUUUUAUCAAUUACAUUUAUGAGAACAAGUGUGAAAAAUUUACUAGCAUUUCAUAAUCCCAGAACUUGUAAAGAAUGGCGAUGCAAGGCACAACUUAAGAAAUGACAACAAAACAAGUGUGAAAGACUUAACUAGCUUUUCAUAAUCCACAAAACUUGUAAGGUAAAAAAUUAAUCACAAGACAGAUGUGAGUAACGUACCAGCAUUUCAUUUACAAGGCACAGGUGAAGAAUUAAUCACAAAACGGCUCUAUGGCUCAUGUAAAUAGAUAAAAUGAGGCAGCCCCCACCAAUACAUUAUACAGCCUAGGAGGAAUGCACAGUGUCUCGGUGGUUGUGGUGGUGGUGGUGGUAGGCCAGUGGUGUCGUGUCCCUGAGAAGCUGCACUGCUGUUGUAUGGCUUAAUUUCAUGUACAGUUGUUUAUAUCUGAAUAAAGUCACACCAAGACUCA
Messenger RNA from Scylla paramamosain (green mud crab), 2313 nucleotides. It is a transcript of the gene SdhB, whose product is annotated as succinate dehydrogenase [ubiquinone] iron-sulfur subunit, mitochondrial-like. Gene Ontology annotation, biological process: tricarboxylic acid cycle; aerobic respiration; respiratory electron transport chain. Gene Ontology annotation, molecular function: 2 iron, 2 sulfur cluster binding; electron transfer activity. Gene Ontology annotation, cellular component: mitochondrial membrane. NCBI's taxonomy places the organism in Eukaryota, Metazoa, Arthropoda, Malacostraca, Decapoda, Portunidae. Bases 87 to 962 code for a protein of 291 amino acids. The transcript is spliced from 6 exons. The record is from RefSeq and is a predicted model, not a curated record.